Messenger RNA from Punica granatum (pomegranate), 2113 nucleotides. The record is from RefSeq and is a predicted model, not a curated record. NCBI's taxonomy places the organism in Eukaryota, Viridiplantae, Streptophyta, Magnoliopsida, Myrtales, Lythraceae.
ACCUCUCUCUCUCUCUCUCUCUCUCUCUCUCUCUCUCUCCCCUCCCUCUUCUCUCCCUCUCUCUAUGACCCUGAGUCGUCUUCUUCCUCUUCUGCUCGUUUCAUCUCUCACAGAACAGCUUGGUCUCAUCCCUCCUUCUCCUCCUCCUCCUCCGAGCAAUGGAUUCAAGGAGCUUGCCGUACUCGCACGCCUCCGCGGUGGUUGUCUGUCUGGUACUGAGCUGGAGCACGCUGCCGGUGGUGCUCGGCGGUGACAUAGUACACCACGACGACGUCGCCCCGAAGAGGCCUGGCUGCGACAACAACUUCGUACUGGUGAAAGUGCCAACCUUGGUGAAUGGAGUUGAAGACAUUGAGUAUGUCGGGGUUGGUGCUCGCUUUGGCCCUACCUUGGAAUCAAAGGAAAAGCACGCCAACCAUACCCGGAUUGUUAUUUCAGACCCUCUUGAUUGUUGUGACAUGCCCAAGAAUAAGCUUAACAGGGAGGUUCUUUUGGUACAUAGAGGUAACUGCAGUUUCACUACUAAGUCAAGUAUUGCUGAGCGUGCCGGUGCUACAGCUAUCCUUAUUAUAAACAAUCAGACAGAACUCUUCAAGAUGGUGUGUGAAGUCAAUGAAACAGAUGUCAGUAUUAAUAUUCCUGCCGUCAUGCUUCCAGAAGAUGCUGGUGCAAGCCUAGAAAAGUUAAUAGCUAACUCUACAGUUUCGGUGCAGUUAUACUCCCCACAACGUCCCUUGGUGGAUGUUGCAGAAGUUUUCUUAUGGCUUAUGGCAGUUGGGACCAUAUUAUGUGCUUCUUACUGGUCAGCACAUAGUGCUAGAGAAGCAGCUAUUGAGCAGGACAAAAUGCUGAAGGAUGGCUCUGAUGACCUUGUUCAAACACAAGGUGUAGGUUCAAGGGGUGUUGUAGAAAUAAACACUAUGUCGGCAGUUCUCUUUGUUGUAAUUGCUUCGUGUUUCUUAAUCAUGCUAUACAAGCUGAUGUCGUAUUGGUUCAUCGAGGUGCUGGUGGUCCUGUUUUGCAUCGGUGGAAUCGAGGGCUUGCAAACUUGCUUGGUGACUUUGCUUUCAUGUUUCAGAUGGUUUGAACGUGCUGGGCAAUCAUUCAUUGGAUUACCUCUCUUUGGAGCUGUGUCCUAUCUGACAUUGGCUGUAUCUCCAUUCUGCAUAGCAUUUGCGGUUGUCUGGGCAGUUUUUCGUACAGUCUCGUUCGCAUGGAUUGGCCAAGAUAUACUUGGAAUCGCUCUGAUAAUCACGGUUCUCCAGAUUGUUCGGAUACCAAAUCUUAAGGUCGGAACGGUACUUCUGAGUUGCGCCUUUCUGUAUGAUAUCUUCUGGGUAUUUGUCUCCAAGUGGUGGUUUCACGAGAGUGUCAUGAUAGUGGUGGCUCGUGGUGAUAGGAGUGGGGAGGAUGGGAUCCCUAUGCUUCUGAAAAUUCCACGGAUGUUUGAUCCAUGGGGCGGUUAUAGCAUUAUCGGAUUUGGUGAUAUCAUCUUGCCAGGGCUUGUGGUUGUGUUCUCGCUGAGGUAUGAUUGGUUGGAAAACAAGAGAAUCAAGGAAGGAUACUUUAUCUGGGCUAUGUUUGCUUAUGGAUUAGGUCUGCUCAUCACAUAUGUAGCUCUUAAUCUGAUGGACGGACAUGGCCAACCUGCUCUGCUCUAUAUCGUUCCUUUCACACUCGGGACCUUUCUGACACUGGGAAAGCAAAGAGGAGAUCUCAAGAGGCUGUGGACACGAGGAGAACCGGAGAGGCCGUGUCCGCAUGUUCAGCUUCAACCUUCCCAAUGAGUUUCAUAGUUUGACAGUCAUUGUAAUUUUCUAAUCUCUCUAUAGGCUUUUUUACCCUUUUGUUUAGCCGUUGGUUUUACCCCUUUUACUAGUGUUAGAGGAGCUUAAAGGGCUGCAUGUAACUUAUUGUUAGCAAAUCGGUUUCUUCAGUUGUCAUCAUGUACUCUUUAUGGAGAACAGACUGCAGAGUGUCCGCGUAAAUUCAUUAAAGCUACAGAUUAGUGUUAACCUGUCGAGUUCUUUCUGUCUGGACUCUCUUAUGUUCCACUGCUGUAACUUGGAUUCUGCCUGUAUACAUCAAUUCCGAUAUACAGUCUUAUCGGCGA